UGGCUGGGCCCAGGCACUGGCCUGCAAGGACACGCCCCCUUGCCGCUGCCCUGCGCUGAUUGGGCCCGGGGAGUCUCUGCACUGGUUUUCGGAGGCCGGCGGAGGGCGGUCUCGACACGCCUCCUUCCCUCUGCCGCAGCUGAUUGGUCCGCGGAGUCUCCGCGUUUGACUUUUUGGAGGCUCACCGGCGCUCUCGGUACGGCUGGGGCCAAGGAUUGGCUGGCUGUUCCGGGUCUCCGAGCGCUUUCUCUGGGGAACCGCGGCUACUGUCGAAGCGGCUGCGAUCGACGUGGUUUAGGCUGGCUCGCGGCUGCGUGUGGCCCGCCUUGGGCAACCAGAGCACUACAAUGGGCACCCCAGCCUCUGUGGUGAGUGAACCACCCCUCUGGCAGGCUCCUGCUGAGGCCCGGGGCCGCAAGCAAGCCUCAGCCAACAUCUUCCAGGACGCUGAGCUGUUGCAGAUCCAGGGCCUGUUUCAGCGUAGUGGUGACCAGCUGGCCGAGGAGCGGGCCCAGAUCAUUUGGGAGUGUGCAGGGGACCCUCACGUGGCAGAGGCCCUGAGGAGGCUGCGCAGGAAAAGGCCCCCAAGGCAGAGGCCCCCGGCACCAUCACUGCAUCACCGCAGUCCACUCAGCAGAAUCCCGGUGCCUUGCUCUCCACCUGCCAGCCCACAGAGCAGUGCCACAGAGACAGCCUCCAGUGAGGAACUGCAGAACUCCAGGACAGGUGUCAGGACCCGGCGAAGCUGGAGAAAGCCCAGCCCCACAGCCUACCUUCACCAGAUCAGACACUGACCCAGGGAAGGGGCCAGGAGUGGCAGAAUCUUCCCUCAGAAUCGUGGGACUUUUGCUGAAGGGUCUGGGGAGGGGAAGAAGGGAACUCGGAAGCAGCGGCCCUACCCAGGUAAAGGAAGAGGCCAGCUCAGGACUGUACUUUCCACUGAGCCAUGCACUACAUGGGACUCUGUCACCAGAGUAAGGAGACACCGUUGACUGCUCCUGGCUUAGACUCUCUUGACCCAAUACUAUAUGAGCUGCAUAUUUCCCUGGGAGUCACGGACACUCAGUAUCUCACCACUUCAGUCACUCACUAAUCCACUGGCUACUGUUGUCACGCACAAUCCAGCAGCCUGUCCCACAUGCCCAUGCCAUCAGGCCAGCAUGGAGAAACCACAGUUUAAGUGGAAAAUAAAAGUAUUUGAUUCAAGAA
This is a messenger RNA of Cavia porcellus (domestic guinea pig), 1209 nucleotides long. RefSeq names its product arginine vasopressin induced 1 (gene Avpi1). The record is from RefSeq and is a predicted model, not a curated record. Gene Ontology annotation, biological process: positive regulation of MAPK cascade. NCBI's taxonomy places the organism in Eukaryota, Metazoa, Chordata, Mammalia, Rodentia, Caviidae. The transcript has 3 exons. Bases 348 to 794 code for a protein of 148 amino acids.